AUGGCAGCUACUCCAAUGGAAGGCAAAUGGGUUCAGCUAAAACAGAAAGGAACUGGACCAGGAGCAAGAAGCUCUCACGCCAUAGCUCUUGUAGGAAACAAAGUCUACGCCUUUGGCGGCGAGUUCCAACCACGUCCUGAAAACAGAAGCUACCACUCUAUUACUACUGAUUCUCAGAACGUGUAUGUGUUUGGUGGGUGUGGAGUUGAUGGACGUCUCAAUGAUCUUUGGGCGUACAACGUUGUUGAUGAGAAAUGGAUUAAGUUCCCAUCUCCUGGAGAGGGCUGUAAAGGAAGAGGAGGUCCAGGGCUUGAGGUGGUUGAAGGUAAGAUAUGGGUUGUGUAUGGAUUCACAGGAGAUGAAGCAGAUAAUGUUCAUUGUUUUGACAUAGGUAAAGGAGAAUGGAAAGAAGUUGAGACAAAAGGGGAGAAACCCUCUGCGAGAAGUGUGUUUUCCACUGCUUUGGACAGAGGUGCUUUAGCAACUCGACUGAAAAGCAGAGGGAGUCACCGACUAAAGCAAGCCAAGAAAGGAAUAUGA
This is a messenger RNA of Eruca vesicaria subsp. sativa (arugula), 540 nucleotides long. NCBI's taxonomy places the organism in Eukaryota, Viridiplantae, Streptophyta, Magnoliopsida, Brassicales, Brassicaceae. The record is from the annotation of a GenBank genome assembly.